GCGGCUCUUCUCCCGCGGUGUAGGCGCGGAGGCCACAGACCCUCGAGAGUCAGCUUCCGCAGCUCCGGUCUGGGAGCGCCAGCGUCCCCGGGCGCUCAGGUCUCAUCGGGUGCCCGUUCCCGCGCUUUGUGCCGAGGGCAUAUCCUUGGUGACCUCGGCCUGUCUCUUCCCGCUGGGCUCCGGGGGUUCCCGGCCUCUGAACCCACUACGGCUCUUCCUCUCCCCCAGUAGGGCCGCCGGGUCCUGCGCGGAGGCGGUGUGCGGUGGUGUGAGGUGGAACACGGCGCUCAGUGCACAUCUCUCGUGGUCUGAGAGCUUCGAGUCAAAGAGAACAGUGGACACUGACCCUCCUUCUUUUAGGAACCCGGAAUUUUCAAGAUGAAUUACACUGAGUCCAGCCCAUUGGCAGGAUCAACAGCAAUAGGUUUUACACCUGAGUUAGCAAGUAUUGUACCUGUGCCUUCCAAUGAGACCACUUGUGAAAACUGGAGAGAGAUACAUCAUCUAGUUUUUCAUGUAGCAAAUGUUUUUUUUGCAGUCGGAUUGAUUAUUCCAACUACCCUUCAGCUCCAUAUGAUACUUCUUAGGGGGAUGUUAGCUAUAGGAUGCUCCCUUUACAUCGUCUGGGCCACUCUCUACCGAUGUGCCUUGGAUGUCAUGGUCUGGAACGCCGUGUUCCUCAGCGUCAACACUUUGCAUCUUUCAUAUCUUUUGUACAAGAAGAGACCGGUAAAGAUUGAAAAGGAACUCAAUGGCAUCUACCGGCGAUUGUUUGAACCGCUCCGUGUGCCUCCAGAUUUGUUCAGAAGAUUAACUGGGCAGUUUUGUAUGAUUCAAACCUUGAAAAAGGGCCAGACUUAUGCUAUAGAGGAUAAAACCUCAGUUGAUGACCGCCUGAGUAUUCUCCUGAAGGGAAAAAUGAAGGUCUCCUAUAGAGGACAUUUUCUGCAUAACAUUUACCCCUGUGCCUUUAUAGAUUCUCCUGAAUUUAGAUCAACUCAGAUGCACAAAGGUGAAAAAUUCCAGGUCACCAUUGUUGCAGAUGAUAACUGCAGAUUUUUAUGCUGGUCAAGAGAAAGAUUAACUUACUUUCUGGAAUCUGAGCCUUUCCUAUAUGAAAUAUUUAGGUAUCUUAUAGGAAAAGACAUUACAAAUAAGCUCUACUCAUUGAAUGAUCCCACCUUAAAUGAUAAAAAGGCCAAGAAGUUGGAGCACCAGCUCAGCCUUUGCACACAGAUCUCCAUGCUGGAAAUGAGGAACAGCAUCGCCAGCUCCAGCGACAGCGAAGAUGGCUUACACCAGUUUCUUCGGGGCCCCUCCAGCGUGUCCUCUCUUCAUGUGCCAUCCCCCCACCAACGAGCCUCGGCCAAGAUGAAACCAAUAGAAGAAGGGGUGGAAGAUGACGACGAGGUCUUUGAGCCUGUGUCUCCAAAGACAUUUAAAGUCCAUGAGUUGCCUUGAUCGGAGAGAAGAGCCAAGUUACCAAGAGGGGGAAAAAAAAAAAAACAACUGUCUUGAAGAGAUCCUGGAAAAUACCAGCACUUUUUCACCACUUUUAGAUUAUUCUGCUUUAGGACAUCCAGACGGGUAGAGUGUGAGGGCAGAAGAGUGAGGGAGAGCCAAAAACAGAAAGGGUAUUUCAGCUCUCCUUUCUGUUGGUCAGCUUUCUGAGUGGCCGUUCUCCCGAGCCUUCUGAUGAAAACCAGCUCUAUUUUGAGAUAUGUAUUUUCACAGUAUUUUCUAGAUACACUAUCAUUUUAACUUUUAAAAUAUCUUAGUGUUCUGUCAAAUGCUUUCUCACUUAUUUUUCCAAGUUGUGGUUCCUCUUCCUCUCGGCGCCUUUUCACAAUAGUGUUGUGCAUUUUAUAGCGUUAACAAACAAUGUCAGUUUGAAAUCGAAAUUGAAGUAACAUUAAAAAGCAGGGAAUCUCA
Phyllostomus discolor (pale spear-nosed bat) is the source of this 1932-nucleotide messenger RNA. RefSeq names its product blood vessel epicardial substance (gene POPDC1). Lineage: Eukaryota; Metazoa; Chordata; Mammalia; Chiroptera; Phyllostomidae. The transcript is spliced from 8 exons. Gene Ontology annotation, molecular function: cAMP binding. Gene Ontology annotation, cellular component: sarcolemma. Bases 379 to 1461 code for a protein of 360 amino acids. The record is from RefSeq and is a predicted model, not a curated record.